Messenger RNA from Diceros bicornis minor, 953 nucleotides. RefSeq names its product hydroxypyruvate isomerase (putative) (gene HYI). Gene Ontology annotation, molecular function: hydroxypyruvate isomerase activity. The record is from RefSeq and is a predicted model, not a curated record. Gene Ontology annotation, biological process: glyoxylate metabolic process. Bases 36 to 869 code for a protein of 277 amino acids. NCBI's taxonomy places the organism in Eukaryota, Metazoa, Chordata, Mammalia, Perissodactyla, Rhinocerotidae. The transcript is spliced from 8 exons.
CGGACUCUGCCCCGCGCCCCUGCUCCCGGCCGGCCAUGGCUCGGCUGCGCUUCUCGGCCAAUGUGUCGUGGCUGUUCCCCGAGCUCCCCAGCCUCCCCGCGCGGCUCCGGGCCGCGGGCAGCUCGGGCUUCGAGGCCGCCGAGGUCGGCUGGCCGUACGCGGAGCCGCCAGAGGCGCUGGCGCGCGCGGCGCGGGAAGCGGGGCUGCGGCUGGUGCUGAUCAACACGCCCCCGGGAGACCGAGAGAAGGGGGAAAUGGGGCUGGGGGCCGUUCCCGGGAGGCAGGCGGCCUUCCGAGAGGGGCUGGAGCAGGCCGUCCUGUACGCCAAGGCUCUGGGCUGUCCCAGGAUUCACCUCAUGGCCGGCCGAGUACCCCAGGGGGCAGAUCGAGCAGCAGUCAGGGGUGAAAUGGAGACCGUUUUUCUGGAGAACCUGAGGCACGCCGCUGGGAUUUUGGCUCAGGAGAACCUCGUGGGACUGCUGGAGCCCAUCAACACCCGUGUCACUGACCCCCAGUACUUCCUGGAUACGCCCCAGCAGGCGGCAGCCAUCUUGCAGAAGGUGGGAAGACCCAACCUCCAGCUACAAAUGGACAUAUUCCACUGGCAGAUCAUGGAUGGCAACCUGACAGGAAACAUCCGGGAGUUUCUGCCCAUCGUUGGGCAUGUGCAGGUGGCACAGGUCCCAGGCCGGGGGGAGCCUGGCAGCCCCGGAGAGCUGAACUUCCCCUAUCUGUUCCAACUGCUGGAAGAUGAAGGCUACAAAGGCUACGUAGGCUGCGAGUACCAGCCUCAAGGAGACACAGUAGAAGGCCUGAGUUGGCUCCAUUCAUACUGGGAUAGGCGGGGCCAUCCACAGGCCAGCCAGUGAGGUCCUGCACCCCACCCGCAUGCCUCUGUGGGACAGUGAGUUGAGCAUCCUGAGUCUCCUCGGAAUUAAAGACACCCUGGUGAA